GGAAGCCACAUCAAAGUUGAGAGGUGAGGGUGUAAAACACCCACCGGGGGGCUGCGAGUCAGCAGUUCGAGAGAGAUCUUGAGAUGGCUCGUUGUGUGGAGGCUGUGAAGGCGUGGGAAGUCAAGUCAGGCCUCCGCUUCCCGCAUGAAAAGAUGGAGGAGGAGUUCGUACUGUGGCAGGUCAGUCAGAAGGGGCAAGCAACAAUGAGGCCGACAGGGGCAACUUCAACGCUGAUUGGUGCCUGUGUGACUGUCUGUCUGCAGGUGUUUGAGGGGCUUGCCUUUUAUCGAUUAUGCCUUUGGGUCACUCUGGUGGCCUGCGCCAUCGGUUUCUUCAGGCAGGCUGCGCAGACGGCUUUUCGGUUUUGGGAUAUCCACAACCUCGUGUGGCUGGCGUGUUCCGCUGGGAGGUGCUGUUUUCAAUGGUGGGUGGCCCGCAGUGUGUCCUUGUGCAUGAAGACGCAGGACGCGGCCAGCUUGCGCAUCAUUCGCCGAGUGCUGCUAUUGAUGGUUGUCUUUGCGGCUCUCAACCAAGUGGUGGGAGCCAACGAUUUGGUCCGGCGAUUUGUCAACAUGUACUCAUUCAGUACACCGAUGGGCGUGUCCUUCCCUGUCGCGACGUCGCUGCUCGUGCUGUCCGCUCCUGGUGAGCAUGAUGACAAACACAUGAUAGGGCAGUGAGUGGGUGGGACACACACGUACGUGUGUACGUGUGUGUGGGUCCCUGGUGCUCUGGUGGUGCACUCACUCAGGUCUCUUCUUUCUGGAGCGCAUCUUUCUGUUCACGUGUGCGACUGCUUUGCACAUGGUGCUGGGCCUGCUGAUGCUGCAUGGGUCUCCGACGACGGACUACGGCGUGGGAGGCGCAGCCGGCUACUCUCUCGUGACCCUAGUUAGUCUGCUCUUCGCCCCAAGUGAGUGAGUGAGUGAGUGAGUGAAGGAUACGAAAGGACGAUGCGUGCGUCUUUGCAGCCGUCUUCUACUCCUGGUUUCACCACGAGCGGCUGCAGCGCAUUGUGUGGGAAAAGCAGUCGAGCUCCCAAAGCCACUUGGUUGGCAUAUCGCACGACGCUUACGCGACCGACUUCCCGCUUUCUGUAUCUGUGCCCAUCUCAGCGUCAGCUCUCAGACGUCACAAACGACCUCGUCUGCGAGGUAGACGAUCAGGGCCACAUUCUCUACGCCUCCCCUAACUUCGAGAGCGUCCUCGGGCCGUCAGGCGGCGCGGGCGGCACCAAGACAGGCGAGAGAGACGGGCUUGUCACGAAGGAGGGGCCGUUGCGGUCCACUGACGGCGAGAGCAGCAGCUACAUCGGCACCAGGCUCGUGGAUCUCAUUCUGGAGGAAGACAGGCACUUGUACGAGGGAUGCUUCCGCAAUGCAGACUGCAAAGAGGACACAGGUGGGUAGGUGCAUUGGUCCACAACAGACACCGCAGCACGUUGGUUCCGUCCAUGCGUGUAUGUGUCACGGGUUGCCUUCAGGUAGCGAUAGCACGCAUGACGGGACCAGCGAGACUCUCAGCAACACGAGCCGAUCCCCCAGCUGCAAUACCCCACAACCUCCAGGCGUCAGCGGCGCUUCAUCGUCCUUCUCGUUCAACUCCCACCUCGGGCAGCGGCUGACCAAGGACACCUGCAGUGCCGGCCCGCGGACUGUCUUCAGCCGGGUAUCCAGUGCCGAGGAGGGCGGUGGAAGGUGGAGGUGCUGCAUCCUACGCCUGAAGAGGCAGCGAGAUGGCCACGAAGAGCCCUCCUACCUAUCCUGCGAGCUCUAUGUGGCCGCGCAGCUGGCGGACUCCCAGUCAUCAUCCCGCCGCUUCAUCUGUGCGAUGCGGGACGUCACUGAGGUGCAGCGGACCAUGGCCAAAUUGUCCUCUCUUCUGGAGGGGUGCGCUCAGCAGAUGGACCUGUCCAUAUGGGGAAUGGACACUCGCACAAUGAAGGCAGUAGAGACCCAGCACCGCACAUGCGGCGGGCUGCACACCCAGCAGCACCAGCCGGCCUCCAGCACCCAAUCUACCUGCUGCCAGCAGCCAGUCCCCCAACAGCAGCAGCAGCAAGACCAGCCGUCCCCCCCUCCCGAGUCGCUUGUGCCCCAAGCAGGAGAUGCCGAUGGUGGAUCUUGCUAUUCGUCAUCGGACAGCCGCGCUCACACCACCGACCCACACAGCACCGACAGCACAUCCACCAGCCACCACUUAUCAUCGCAGGACAACAGCCAUGGCAAUGGCCUCGCCAUCCAUCGUCUGACCACAGAUGACAUCAAGGCCUGUGGGAAGGCGCCUGUGCGGCUGGCGAGUUCUGGAGUGAGUGGGUCCUUCUCGCCCACCUGCUCGCCCACCGAUCCCGCGUGGAUGCAAAGUCUUAAGGAGCCGGAGAGGGAAAAGAUGGAGGCGGCCAUGCGCGAUUUGCUGGAGGGGGGGAAGUCCUUCCAACAGGAGGUGCAGUACGAGCAGGCCGACGGGGCGAUCAAGUGGCUGAAGGUCGCAGGCCGGCUCGCCAACGGUGUCCCUGACUUAGUAUGGGGUUUCGUAAUGGAUAUCACUGUGUAAGCAUACACCAGGAUCACAUAUCACCCACUCAUCCAUCGCUUUUGUGUGUGCGCGCGCCACAGAGAGCGUUUACGUGAGAGUGAGACCGGUUCUCGGGCCGAGAAGCUGCAGUGGCUGGCGGAUGCCUCCUUUGACGGCUGGGGGGUCGCCGAAGUAAUGGACUCCAAGUGAGGACGAGACGAAAUGGCUGACAGAGGCACGGCAGCGUGCAACCGACUUUUGCACCUCUGUCUGCUCCCAGGUUGAUAUUGGAGAGCUCACCAAGGCUGAAUAUCCUUUACGGAGCGUCCCUCGAGGUACGUGAGACAGACCAGCAAUCGAUGCUCUAAGGACCGACCAACCACCGAUGACGAUUGCAAUGUCUCGUGAUAAUGAUGAUUUCAGGGCUGUCGUGUGGAGACGAUCCUGCCCGUGGACGUGCUUCAGACGAUCAUGCAGAGGGGAUCAUGCAAGGACGUCCUCAUUACUGUAGGUCACCUCGGCCAGCCAGCGGCACUCACUCAUCUGACCGACACGGACACAUGUGAUCUCUCUGUGUGUGCGCGUUCCCUCCAUGGCAGAUCCAUCCGCAGAAGUUCGUCGCCCGUCCGCCUCAGUAUGUCUUCUGCUCGGCCGUCCAGGACCCGCUGGACCCAGCUAUGGUGCUCUUCGCCCUCCGCGACGCCCCAUACAUCGAGCAGCCGCCCACCGAUCCACCCACCGACAACACAGACGACCACCCGGGCGACCUUUGUCGGUCGUCCUUCACGGGCCUCUGCGAGUCGCACAUCCCGCAGCACAAGUCUUCCUUCCCCCCUCAGUACUGCGCGGCGAGAGACUGCUACAACGGCGACGAUGAGAGCAGCGUCAGCGUCAGCGUCAAUCGGCCUGCCUACGAGAUGGCGGUGAGGCGAGCCAUGGAGUGGUCCUCAGACGGGCCUGCAUGCCCACCACCGCCGUCAAGAGCGCCCUGUGAAGCGAUGGCGAGCAACGGAGAGGGGAAAAGGGAGGCGGAGAGCAUAUGGGAGGCGGAAUCGGAAAGUGUUGACGAUGAGUACCAGCUGCUGAAGCAGCAAGUGCUAUCCAGCUUGCCUCGUGGGGCCAGCCCCCGGGCCAACGAGACGGAGCCACACCCUCCAAUGAGCAUGAAGUCCAACAUGAGAAGAGAGGCGCCACCGACCACGGGGACAGAAGACGGCCUCAGGCGGCGAGUGCGGCCCAGGAGCGAUGCGUCCUUGGACGCCCAUUCCGUGCCCUCGUCCACCAAGUCUGAUGACGGCCCCGUGGCAAGGCCUGACCACACCGCCCCCCUGACCACCCGUACGAGGAUCGUGCGUCCGUCCUCUCCCCCCCUGUCGGCACCAUCUGAGCUGCGAGCCGACGACGACGACGCUCAUGGGAAGGAUGAUGGGGGGAGCAAAGGGAGUGGUGGGAACGGCAAUGGCUCGUCGCAAUGGGGGCAGAGGGGGGCCGUUGUCACGCAGAGAAGGUAUGUUGCGCACACAGGCAGACAGACAGACAGACAGACAAAAAGUGUGUGUACAUGUGGCUAUCUGCCUGUCUGCCUGUCUGCUUGUCUGUGCGUGCAGGCGUGUGUCUCAUUCGUGGGCUGGUGGCGGCUCGACAAUGCAACGGCGCUUGCCGCCGAUACAAGAGGAAGACACUCACCACCAGAACCACCACCAGCAGCACAGUGCUGCUCCAGACAGAGAGGAAAGGUGACCGCGGUGGUCAGGUCUUGCAUCCUCCGUGCAUGUGUAGAUGAUGUGUAGGUGACUUAGUAUGGUUCAGAUUUCAUUGAUUUCAUGUUGCGUCACUCUUUGAAGGUUUUGCGGCUGCGCGUUGUGGGCAUUUUGAUGUUCCCUUCAUAAGAGAGACAGACAGACAGACAGACAUGGGGAUAUACUGCAGUUCUCCCCGUGACCCCCUCAGUACGUACGUACUCUUUUUC
Messenger RNA from Vitrella brassicaformis, 4483 nucleotides. The record is from the annotation of a GenBank genome assembly. NCBI's taxonomy places the organism in Eukaryota, Vitrellaceae.